This is a messenger RNA of Daphnia carinata, 1905 nucleotides long. RefSeq names its product guanine nucleotide-binding protein-like 3 homolog (gene Ns1). Gene Ontology annotation, cellular component: nucleolus. Gene Ontology annotation, molecular function: GTP binding. The record is from RefSeq and is a predicted model, not a curated record. The transcript is spliced from 9 exons. Bases 89 to 1864 code for a protein of 591 amino acids. Lineage: Eukaryota; Metazoa; Arthropoda; Branchiopoda; Diplostraca; Daphniidae.
CCAGCAGACGCCCAUUCUCCUUUCAUCUCGGUGUUUUACCUGACCACGUGUACUGUUAAACGUUCGUCACUAAGCAAGCAGUUUAGAAAUGAAGAAACAAUUACGUGCCAAAAGUCACCGAUUGCCUUUGAGAAGGAAGUAUACCAUCAUCAAAAAGAUCAAAGAACACAAAAGAAAAGUAAAGCGGGAUUUAAGGCGACACCCAGAAAAGAGGCGUAAACCUCGCACUGAUCAUGGAGUGCCAAAUUCUUGUCCUUUCAAGGAAGAAAUUCUCCUAGACAUGGAGAAACUAAAACAAAUUAAGGAAAGGGAGCAAGAAGCCAAGAGAGCUGAAGUCCUUGAAAAAAGAAAACAAAUGAGAGAAGCAAAACUUAAUGGAAACAGACCUCUAGGAAAUCUUGAAACCAUUGCCCAAGAUGCUGAAAAGCGUGAUGCCAUGUUUGAACAGAAAAACAAUGAAGCUGCAGAAGCUUUGAAGCAAACUAAUGAAGCUUUACAUGACAACUCUUUCAAAGCUUUUUACAAGGAGUUUCGAAAGGUAAUUGAAGCCGCUGAUGUCAUAUUGGAAGUUUUAGAUGCAAGGGACCCUAUUGGAACUAGAUGUAAAACAGUUGAACAGGCUGUAUUGGACGCAGGAGCCAACAAAAGACUUGUUCUUGUUUUAAAUAAAGCUGAUUUGGUUCCGAAAGAAAAUUUAACACAGUGGUUAAAAUAUUUGAGAAAUGAGCUUCCUGCAAUUGCUUUCAAAGCAAGCACUCAAAUGCAAUCUACGAAACUUGGGCGCGGCCGCAAUAAAUUUCUUAAAAGCAGCCAGCCUGAAAUCCAAACUUCUAAUUGUUUGGGAGCAGACACUCUGAUGACACUUUUGGGAAACUACGCUCGUAAUAAAGGAAUCAAAACAGCCAUCCGAGUGGGUGUAGUUGGUUUACCGAAUGUCGGUAAAAGCAGCAUUAUUAACAGUUUGAAGCGUAGCAAAUCUUGUAAUGUUGGAGCAGUGCCCGGUGUUACCAAGAUGAUGCAGGAAGUGGCGCUCGACUCCAAAAUUAUGCUACUAGACAGUCCUGGCAUUGUGAUGGCCACAGGUGAUGCAUCUGAUACGACAAUCGCUCUUCGAAAUGCGCUACGUAUUGAUAGCCUUGAAGAUGCCAUAGCACCAGUCGAAGUUAUCCUAAAACGAACAGGAAAAGAAUACAUGAUGCUUCAGUAUAAUCUAAGUAACUUUGAAACAACACAAGAAUUUCUUUGCAUUCUUGCCAAGCGAACCGGCCAGUUGAGAAAGGGAGCCGUUCCAGAUGUCUUCGGAGCUGCAAAGAAAAUUCUUCACGAGUGGAACACUGGAAAAAUCAAGUAUUUCACUUGCCCGCCGGAGACUUUUUCUCCGACUACCCAUAUUGCUGCUUCUAUUGUUGCUGACAUGGCUAAAGAGUUUUCUCUCGAUGAUGCCGAUUUCAACCAAAAAGAGACGCAUGAUAUUGAGCAACUACCGUCUGUAAGACCAUCGACUACCGUAGCUGUUGAGACAAUGGGUUUCUUUGAAGGAAAACCAGAAUCCCAGGAUGAUGUGUCGACGAUGGAAUGUGACGACAACGAGAAAGUAUCGACAAAUGAGAAAGAUAAUGAGACAACACAAGUUAAAAUCGGAAGUUCGAAGCCAGUCGUUGGAACUAAAGAUCGCCUGAAAAAAAGUGUCGUUUUUCAGAAAAAAAGCAAUCCUGAACUGCUUUUGCCCGGCAACCAAAGGUCGAAUAAGGCCAAGAGAUUGCAAAUGAAAAAGGCUAAGAAGGAUCAAGCUCGACGAGAAAAAGUUGGUGCGAAGCUGGCUUCAGAUAUGGAAGUUGCCUUCAGCGGUCUUGGAUCCCUGUAAUCGUUUCGCAUUUUGUAACAAUAAAACUGACAUUAUGACGA